AUGCCUCCCAAAGGGAAAGGUCCAAAAGGAACACUAAAGCCUUCUGUUUUAGACCCUCUAUGCACUUUUUGCGGGCUUCCUUUCAAGUCAAAGGGCAUAACACAGCACCAAAAAUCAUGCAAAUCUCGUCCUGAGGCAGUUGCUUCAGAUGCAAGAUCCAGGGCAUUUGAGGAACAGGUACAACAAGAGGGGUUAUUGGACCCUUUUAUCCCUGUGAUUGGGCCAAGCUCUGCCUACACUCCUCUUGGGUAUACACAUACUCAAUUGCAAGCAGGAAAUGUGGAAAAUAGUAAGUAUUACUUGAUAGCACACAUCUGCUUAUGUUACCCAGCCUAUGAUGCAAACAUAGCAAUAUUCAAUGAAAAUGAAACGAUCAACAACACCGAUAACAACAACACUGAGCCCCAUGGUGAAGUCCAUACUGACGAAGGGUCCUCUAGUCCAUUUGAGCAGGCACCACAGCUCAAUGACAUCAAAGUGGAGUACCAUCCAAGAAGCGGACGCCAACCUCAAUUCUUUAGCUUUGAUGAGUACAAAAGCAAUUUCCAGGAUCUCGAUAGUGUUGACAUUCCAGUUGAUCCCGAGCCAUGGAAACCUUUCCGUUCUCGUCUCGAUUUUGAACUGGCAGAAUUGAUUCUUGAUACCCACAUGAAUAAGAAUCAAACCAAUGAACUCAUCUCCCUCAUCCAUCGAUGUAUUCUAGACCCCAAGUCUUUUACCUUGAAAAAUGAACCUGACUUGUCAAAAAUUUGGGAGAAUGCUGCAAAUCGGGCAACUAAGUUUGAGAAAACAACAAUCACAGUAGAGUAUAAUGAUGAAGAUAAACCCUUAGAGUUUGUGUUGGAUGGUUUCCAGUUAGCCAUGCAGUUGCAAGAAGACUCAGGUGAAACUGGAAAAAAGAAAUAUGUGAAUUUCAAAAGAGUUGUCUGGCAUAAGGCAUUCUAUGAAAUCUUGAAGUCUGUUGAGCAAUAUGCAGAAACUGGCUACCACCUAACAACUGCUGAUAUUGAACGGUGGAUGUUUCCCAUUGUGCUUAUUGCAUCUGCAGACUAUGAGGAGCAAUGUAUUAUUGCCCUCAUUCGUGGGGUCAACAGCAAAUUUCCCUGCCCAGUCUGCCUCAUUCCUGGGGAUCAGCUUGCCAACCUUUCAUCAGACUUUCCCCUUCGUUUUUCCUCUGACAUGGAAAAGAUUUACAAGUCCACAAUAGGACUUAAUGCCUCUGAGACAGAAGAAACCUUGAAGAAUGUUGGUCUUCGGGAUGUUGAGAAUGUUUUUUGGAAAUUUCCUCGCACUGAUAUUCACCGAGCAAUUUCUUGGGAUCGCCUUCAUGCAUAUCAUGGAGGUUUAUUCUCAGAUCAUAUCUGGGAAGAGGUUAAAAGUGUAGCUGAGGAACUUGGAAAGGGUGUCUCGAAGUUGAUUGAUACCCAGGUUGAUGCUCUCCCUACUUGGAGUGGUUUAAACCACUUUACCUCCAUUAUAAAGACAGGUGAAUUUGCUGAUGGAAGCAAGUAUGAGGACAUGUUGAAAGUUCUUAUCUUUGCACUCCACAAUAUUUUUACAAAGGAAGCAUCUCCUCGAGGAUAUCAGCUACUCAAGCUUCUGCAAAGCUAUGUUGAACUUGAUAUGUAUGCAUCUCUCAAGGUUCAUACAGAGACAACUAUUCAAAAAGGUCGAGAGGAACUGUUGGUUUUUGAGAAAGCACUUCAUGAAUAUAUGCCAUUUAACCCAGCUAAAUCGUGGUCAUUUCCAAAAGCACAUACACAUAAGCAUAUGUUUGACGAUAUCCAGCGAAAAGGGGUGACACGAAACUAUAAUACAAAGCCCAAUGAAAAAUGUCAUGGUGCAUUCAAAAACAGCUACAAGUUCCGAACAAAUUUCAAGAAUGUUGCACCACAGAUACUCAAAUUUGAUCAUGCCGAUUUAGUUGCAACUGUCAUCCGCGAUGACAUUGACUACCUUGAUUUAUCCCAGGCAGAAGCAUCUGCUGAAGAUAGCCAAAUCCAGGUGACACGAAACAUCAUUGGAAUGGCCCAUGUAUCCUUGGGUUCUCAAUGUGCACCAGUUGCAUUUUCAGACCUUGAGGAUGAACACAGUGCAGACUCUGCAUUCAAAGAUUUUCACAAGAAGAUUGGACGCUUUUUUACAAGAUAUCUUGGAAGAUCGGUAAGGUUUGGACCAAGUGAUCAGAUCAAUCCCUUUCAAUUGCUAAGAGUUAACUAUGAAUCAAAAGAUGACUGGUGUGUAGCCACCGACCUUCUUCGUGCCAACCCAAAAUUCCAUGGCAAGCCACGAUAUGAUUGCAUCAUUGUCAAGAUUGAUGAGGAGAAGUAUAUCUUUGCAUGCUUACUCUACAUUUUUGGACUUCAAGUUCUUGACAAGGAGUAUCACAUGGCACUUAUCCUACCCAUGGAUCUUCCACCUGAUUUGGAGAAUCGUGGACGGGAUAAUGACCUUCGCUUCAAUCGAGUCAAGGCCCGACAUCACUCACUCUCAGUUUUUAUCUCUGUUGAAUCAAUCAUUCGUGGAGGUCUUCUUGCAACAGAUUAUGGAUCACAAUAUUCAGAUGAGUAUCUGGUGAUGGACAUGGAUUCGGAUAUGUGA
This is a messenger RNA of Laccaria bicolor S238N-H82, 2601 nucleotides long. RefSeq lists its product as uncharacterized. The record is from RefSeq and is a predicted model, not a curated record. NCBI's taxonomy places the organism in Eukaryota, Fungi, Basidiomycota, Agaricomycetes, Agaricales, Hydnangiaceae. The coding region runs from base 1 to 2601 and encodes 866 amino acids. The transcript is spliced from 12 exons.